Molecule: messenger RNA, 2010 nt
Organism: Plasmodium fragile
Lineage: Eukaryota; Apicomplexa; Aconoidasida; Haemosporida; Plasmodiidae
Exons: 2
Coding region: 1-2010 (669 amino acids)
Source: RefSeq, a predicted model, not a curated record
AUGCGCGAGGUCAAGAUUAUCUUCCCAGAAGUAACACAGUCCAUCAACCAACAUAGCGGCAAGAACGCUGGUAUUUGUGGAAGUAUAUAUACCGGAGCGGAAUCAAAUGUGGCUACAUGCAAAAGCAGGUGCCAUGAAAUUGCGAGCGUUAUGCUAUACAUAAAGGGAUAUAGUUAUAAGAAUCGUGCAUGGACAAAAAGACAGGUGGAUCAACGUUGGGGCGAUAGGUUUACGGAAUAUUUACGGUGUACACUGGCCACUGAGGUGUUACUACAGGUCUAUGCGAAUACUGAUGACCACAGGGAUGUAAUAAAGAAAGUUAAGGAAGAAAUGGGGAAACCGGAUACUACAGGGAACCAAAAAUAUGGUACAGGGGUUUGUGAGGACAGGAACUAUGGAGAGGCCAUAUUCGGAUUACGUGGUAUUGGACCAAGCAUAAAGAAUCAGCUGGAGCAAUGGAAGAGCGGUUUGGUAGGAGGCCACGCAGGAAGUGCACGCGUCACAGGGAAGAAGUGUGCUUGGGCAGAACAGGACGUGGAGGACAGUGAACAGAAGUGCAAUGUACAGUCGGGGCAGACACCACACGACUCUGCGCUCAUGCAGAGAAUAAAUCACUGGACAGAAGGUGGUCUCUAUCCGCGGGUGAAACAGUUGUUACAGGACAUGAAGGCAGGACGCAUUCCCGGGGGCAAAUGUGACAUGGAGAAGAACAUUAAGAAGAAGAUAGAGGACACGGUGAAGCAAGUGAAGAAAACAGCGGACAAGCGGGAUGAAGGCACUGUGCAGGUGACGGCAUCGGGAGCAAAAGAUACAGCAGGCGCAAAGAGUGCACCGGUUCAAACCGCUGCGAAACCGGCGGCCGGCUCAGAACCACCACCACAACCGGUCAAGCCGGCUACAGCUGUCAAACCAGUAGCGGCGCAACCGGUACCACCGGCAACGACGACGGCAUCAGCUGGUGGUGGUUGUAAGGCUGGUUCUGCCGCAGGAGGGCAGCAGGAGACGGGGAAGAAGACCAAAGCAGACGAUUGUUUAGGAGACAAAAUACUGGAGUCCACGCCCAAGGAAGUCUACGUGGCGUAUCAGUAUACUGUAAGCAAAAGUAAACAAAGAAUGGAAAAGGAAAAAAGAGGAAUAGAAGGAAAGCAUAAUUUAUUCAUAAGGUUGCAUGAAUAUGUGCAGGAUGAACACUGGAACAAGGUGCAGUCAGUGCUGCGGGAGUUUAUUGAGUAUUUGGGGGACAAGAAUCAGGACUUUGACGCACACGGUGCUAACUGUGAUAAUAUAGGUUGGAAUGAUAUGGUAGACACUGCAUACCAUAAGGGACAGAGAGUGGCGGAUAUGAUGAGAUGCAGAAUCAUGUCAGGUGCACUGUGGUUUGCAAAUCAAUCACAGGGUAAACAACAAAAAGAUAAAGAGGUCGCAAGGCUAAGAUGUGAGGUGGCCCAUGUUUUGGGGCAUUUACUAAAAGAGAUGUACUGUAAGAACCAGGGAGGACCCAAGAGAGGUAUAGAGUAUGCAUGGGAAACAUUUAGGAACAUGAAGACUCCUGGCGAAAGUGGACCUCCGAUAGUGGGGGGACGCGUUAUAGAGGAAACGUGCACAGAGUGUGGGUACGGGGAAAAUAAGACGAAUAUCACAGCCAUAAAUUUGCGCAUAUCACAAUGGUUACUGCAGGAAGGAAACAUAAGUUCUGAAAUAGCACAAAUGGAACCGGCAAUGCCGUGUACAAUAAAAUGGACAGAUUAUAUUAAUGAGGCGGCACAGGGGGAACAGUAUAUAAAGAAGGGGGCCACAGAAGGGAAAACUAUCAAGGAAAGUGUGAGCGACGUAGGGAAGGAGAAGAUAAAGGCAGCACAGAAAAAGAUGACAGCAGCAGUAGCAGAGGUACUUGAGAAAGCGAAGAAAGAAGUAGAGCAACACGUUCAGAAACAGACAAAAGAAGGUACGAAUGGUAAUAAUACUAGUACAAAGAAUACGGGCUCUACCGAUAAGACGGCACGCGGAUGA